GCACAUCCGCCUGACCCGCUACUGUUUACAAAUCAGCAGACAGUCCGACACAGCAGAAUGAGGAGUCCUGCGUGAUCUGAACAGAGUCAUCUUUUUCUUGGCUGAGGAGAAUCACAAGACUGUGAAAGUCCGGCUGGGUCGUGGUCAUGCAGCACCCCAAUUUCGAGACCCGCCACCCGCUCCAGACAGACGAGCAGCAGGAGACGGGCUUCGAUCCGCUCCAUAAUUUCAACAAGAACCGCAGCAGAGGAUCUCUUGACAGCAGCACUUACUCACAGCCUCAGUCAACCUUCCUCUCGUACAGGAAAGAAUGGGACGACUUGUUCCUCCACAGUAAUUACCUGGCCAGGAUCCGGCAGGCAGGCAUCAACGGCCGACUGAGGAGCAGCCGCUUUCGGAGCGUAUGCUGGAAGUUAUAUCUGGAGGCUCUUCCAGAAGACAAGGGUCAGUGGAUCAACAAGACCAAGGAGCUCCGGGGCCAGUAUGAGAAGAUCAAAGAGACGCACAUCACCAACCCUCGCAAGGCUAAAGGCCAGCAGGACCUGAUGAUCAACAACCCGCUGUCCCAGGACGAGGGGAGUCUGUGGAACAAAUUCUUCCAAGAUAAAGAGCUGAAGGGGAUGAUCAAACAGGACGUGAUGAGAACGUUCCCUGAGAUUCGUUACUUCCAGGACGACGAUGUGAGGACCAAGCUGACCGACAUUCUCUUCUGUUAUGCCAGAGAAAAUGAACAGUUACUGUAUAAACAGGGGAUGCACGAGUUGCUCGCUCCCAUAGUGUUUGUGCUGCACUGUGACCACCAAGCCUUCCAGCACGCCAGCGAGACGGCCAGCCCCAGUGAGGAGAUGAAGUGUCUGUUGAACCCAGAGUACCUUGAGCACGAUGCCUAUGCCAUGUUCUCGCAGCUGAUGGAGACAGCAGAGCCGUGGUUCUCCAGCUUUGAGAGAGAAGUGAGGAAGGGUAAGGAAGAGAUGCUGACCAGCAUCCCCUUCGCGCGGCCCCAGGACUGCGGGCCAUCUGUUGCCAUUGUGACGAAAGUCAACCGCAUCCAGGACCAGCUGGUGAAGAAGCACGACGUUGAACUUCACAUGCACCUCAACCGGCUGGAGAUCGCCCCGCAAAUCUAUGGCAUCCGGUGGGUACGUCUCCUGUUCGGCCGCGAGUUUCCACUCCAGGACCUGCUGGUGGUCUGGGACGCUCUGUUUGCUGACAGCAUCACUCUGGACCUGGUUGACUAUAUCUUUGUGGCCAUGCUGCUCUACAUCCGAGACGCUCUCAUUGCUAGUAACUUCCAGACCUGCCUGGGCCUUCUUAUGCACUACCCUCCAUUAGGAGACAUCAACUCUCUGCUGCAAAAGGCUCUUUUCCUCCGAGAUCCUAAAAACCAUCCACGACCUGUCAACUACCAGUUCCAGCAGAACCUGGAUUACUACAAAACAAGGGGGGCUGACCUGAUGAACAAGACACGUUCUGGUUCCGGCGCAAAACCGACCCCCCUCAACAUCAACAAGGUCUCCAGCAGCCUGCUGAGCUUCGGCAGGAAGCUCAUCGCUCCGGCCAUGACGGGCGGCUCCAGCAGCGUCUCGCCAAUCAACAGCGAGGUACACUCCUCCUCUUCCUCCUCCUCGUCAACGUCCCCCGCGUCGGUGCCUCCGCCCGCACUGCCUCACCCGCUGGCCGAGCCCUCGUCAGGCCACGCGCCGCCGCAGACCCAGAGCCACGCCCAGACUCAGCACUACCGCCUGCUCAAGUCCGAGAGCAUGCCUGUGCACCUCAGCAAAGAUGUAGUUUCAGGUGGAGUGUCUCAGGUCUCUCUACCAGCCCAGAGUCACACUGACACACAAGGCCAAAGCUCCAGGACUGUCAGCUCCUCUCCCAGCAUAGAAAGCCUCUCCGGUGGGCGGGGUCAGUCCACCGCCUCCCCGCCUCUUCCCCCCUCCAGAGGGAGUGACGUGAGCACCUCUUCCCCGCCCCUCUCCGCCACCAAGAAGGAGUCUUUCUUCAACAUCACUCGCUCUCGUUCCCACAGCAAGACCAUGGGCAAGAAAGAGACCGAGGAGGACCUGGAAGCCCAGGUAUCAUUCCUGCAAGGUCAGAUCAAUGACCUGGAGGCCAUGAGCAAAUACUGUGCCAAGAUGAUGAACACUCACAUCUGUAAAAUCCAGGAAGUGAUUCUGCAAGAACACCUGGAGAAAGAGGAUGAGGUCCUUGUGUCACUGGCUGGACUCAAACAGAUCAAGGACAUCCUUAAGGGGGCGCUCCGCUUCAACCAAAGCCAGCUGGAGGCCGAGGAGAACGAGGAGAUCACCAUCGCUGACGAUCACUACACCUCCACAGCUGCUGCCGAAACUGCUCUGAGCGCCGCCAAUCACCGCAGUGACCACCAGCAACAAGGAGACGCCAGGCGGAGCCGGGACGCUGAUCUGGACGGGAGCGUGAGCACGGAUGAGAAAGAAGAGGAGGAGCAGGCGACGACUCCACCCGAGCAACAGGUGGCGUCUUCCCUCGGCUCCGAGGGUAAGAACUGGGACGACUACAUCCUCGUGUCCCAGGACGGAGACCUGCAGGCCGCCGACGGAGGAGGAGGAAGGGCUGCGGCCGAGCGCACCCCUCCAAUCAGGCGAGGGCGCGGCUUGGUGCGAAUAGAGCCCGAGGGCGCGGCCGGGACCUUCCAUGACCCCCUGAUGGCCGGCACCACCUCGGGCUCCUCCAGCCCAGACGAGGGCUCCACCCACAGCAAGGACUCUGACUUUACCAUUGUCAACCCGAAUGACCUGUGAAAGUGCAAGUCAACCCACCUUCUCCUCCUCUCACACCUGUAUCACGUCCCAUUCAGAGGGUGUGAUCCAAAAAAAUAAAAACAAACUGACUUGGGAUCAGAGGGUGGAACCUGCAGUUUUUGGCGUAGCGCCACCGAAGCUGCCGGCUAAAAAAUUGCACACGUGGACUGUGACACAUCCAGUCACAAAUACCUUAUACUCUGUCUCUUUACCCGUCAUCUGUGCCACUUGAGUCCUGUCUGAGCUGAUGCUGUAUGCUAUCUCAUCGACCUAAUGCCUGUCUCCUCAGUACAUUGGAUCCUGUCACUCAUUAUAUUUAAUUUUAGUAUUUUAGUACCCUGCUCUACAGAGAGGGGGCGCCAUUGAACUUCUUACCCUAUCACUACAUGAUUUCUCUGAAGAGUUGGACCUCAAACUGCAUUUUCUUCACCUCCUGAGCUUACCGUGCUGAUGGAGAGUGUGAUGCUCUGUUUUCUUCUGAAUGUGGAGAUCUGGCCAUACCUCUGCCUGUCUUAUGUCUGUAUGUCUGUCCUCACAGGGGACGCUCUCUUCUUUGAUGCUCAAAGGGAAGAAGGGUGGUGUCCUCCGGUAAGUUGUCGAGGGCAGCUUUUCUCCCCCUCCUAAACCAGUGCCUCUGACCUUUUUUCUUCUCUCAACCAAACAAAACCUGACUCUGUGAUCUUAUUCGUCUUAUUCUUUUUUUUUUUGUUAGCUUGUUUUUUUUAUUUUCAAGAAAACAUUUUUAUCCCUUAGACCUUUAGCUUCCUGGUAGCUUUCUGGGUAAAGGUUGAUUAAAUUAUAGAAUAAGUCUUUUUUUUUUCUUUUUGUUUUUAAAUUGAUUCCAAUGUGGAUGUUUUAACGUUUUCAUUUCUCACAUCACAACUGAGUUGCUCUCGUGUCCUGUGGAAACCAUGUGAAGCAGCGCACACAAAGAAUGUCCCUCGAGCUGCCCAUUCAGCAUAAUUAACUCAAGACCAAUAAAACUACAUCGCUC
Chelmon rostratus (copperband butterflyfish) is the source of this 3774-nucleotide messenger RNA. It is a transcript of the gene tbc1d5, whose product is annotated as TBC1 domain family, member 5. The coding region runs from base 147 to 2780 and encodes 877 amino acids. The record is from RefSeq and is a predicted model, not a curated record. NCBI's taxonomy places the organism in Eukaryota, Metazoa, Chordata, Actinopteri, Chaetodontiformes, Chaetodontidae. Gene Ontology annotation, biological process: activation of GTPase activity. Gene Ontology annotation, molecular function: GTPase activator activity. The transcript is spliced from 23 exons.